CGGGAGACGCGGGCUGCGCGGGAGCGGAGCUUCCUCCCCCGCACGCAGGCUGCACUGCCCAGCUCCAAGCUCCUGCCCUGUCUACAGCCAGGUAGCAGGGGGCAGCAGGAGCGGAGCAAGAGGCCGAGCCGGCCAGGGAGCCCCACCCCGGCCCGCCCGGCCGCUUUCCCUUCCCCUGCCCCAGGAGGGAUGGAGGUGUGGUCCCGAGUUUCUACGGUGGCUUCCAGCUUUGCGUCCACGGGAAAGUUCCAACCCCUGCAGCCUGUUUCCCGGGAACAGUCCCCGGCCGUGCAACCCAAUUGCCCGUAGCCUGCCUGGUCUCCGAGAACAUUCUGACACUCUCGGGAGGACGCCCUCAACCGCGCGACACUGUCCGAGGAACGCUCUUGUCAUCGCUUGUUGCAAGCUAAGAGCAGUGGCGGGAAGCAUGCGGGACUACGACGAGGUGACUGCCUUCCUGGGCGAGUGGGGGCUCUUCCAGCGCCUCAUUUUUUUCAUGCUCAGCGCCAGCAUCAUCCCCAACGGCUUCAAUGGUAUGUCAAUCGUGUUCCUGGCAGGCACCCCGGAGCACCGCUGCCGGGUGCCGGACACCGCGAACCUGAGCAGCGCGUGGCGCAACCACAGUAUCCCGCUGCGGCUGCAGGACGGCCUCGAGGUGCCGCACAGCUGCCACCGCUACCGGCUCGAGACGAUCGCCAACUUCUCGGCGCUCGGGCUGGAGCCGGGGCGCGACGUGGACCUGGAGCAGCUGGAGCAGGAGAGCUGCCUGGAUGGCUGGGAGUUCAGCCAGGACAUCUACCUGUCCACCAUCGUGACCGAGUGGAGUCUGGUGUGUGACAAUGACUGGAAGACGCCCCUUACCACCUCCCUGUUCUUCGUAGGCGUGCUUCUCGGCUCCUUCCUGUGUGGACAGCUAUCAGACAGGUUUGGAAGGAAGACCACCCUUUUCGCAACCAUGGCUGUGCAGACUGGCUUCAGCUUCCUGCAGAUUUUCUCCAUCAACUGGGAAAUGUUCACUGUGUUAUUCGUCAUCGUUGGCAUGGGCCAGAUCUCCAACUAUGUGGUGGCCUUCAUACUAGGAACAGAAAUUCUUGGCAAGUCAGUUCGUAUUAUAUUCUCUACAUUAGGAGUGUGCACAUUUUUUGCACUUGGCUACAUGGUGCUGCCACUGUUUGCUUACUUCAUCAGAGACUGGCGGAUGCUGCUGCUGGCGCUGACGGUGCCGGGGGUGCUGUGCUUCCCGCUGUGGUGGUUUAUUCCUGAAUCUCCCCGGUGGCUGAUAUCCCAGAGAAGAUUUAGAGAGGCUGAAGAUAUCAUCCAAAAAGCUGCAAAAAUAAACAACGUAGCGGCCCCAGGGGUGGUUUUUGAUCCUGUGGAGCUACUGGAGCUAACAUCCCUGAAGCAGCAGAAAGUCUUUAUUCUGGACCUGUUUAGGACUCGGAAUAUUGCCACAAUAACCAUUAUGUCUUUGCUGCUAUGGAUGCUAACCUCAGUGGGUUACUUUGCUCUAUCUCUCAACACUCCUAAUUUACAUGGAGAUGCCUACCUGAACUGUUUCCUCUCUGCCCUGAUUGAAGUUCCAGCUUACAUUACAGCCUGGCUGCUCCUGCGAACCCUGCCCAGGCGUUUUAUCAUAGCUGGAGUACUGUUCUUGGGAGGAGGUGUGCUUCUCUUAUUUCAAGUGGUGCCUGCAGAUUACAACUUCUUGUCCAUUGGUCUGGUGAUGUUAGGAAAAUUCGGGAUCACCUCUGCUUUCUCCAUGCUGUAUGUCUUCACUGCAGAGCUCUACCCAACACUCGUUAGGAACAUGGCUGUGGGGGUCACAUCCAUGGCCUCCAGAGUGGGCAGCAUCAUUGCUCCCUACUUUGUUUACCUCGGUGCUUACAACAGAGUUCUGCCCUACAUCCUCAUGGGCACCCUGACUGUCCUGAACGGAAUCAUCACCCUUUUAUUCCCUGAAAGUUUUGGAAUGGCUCUGCCAGAGACCUUAGAGCAGAUGCAGAAAGUGAAAGGGUUCAGAUCUGGGAAAAAAACAAAAGAUUCCGUGGACAAAGAAGAAAAUCCCAAAGUUCUAAUAACUUCAUUCUGAUAAAAUUUCUACCCCAUUUGGGUAACUGAAAAACAGAUACAUAAGACUCUGUGAAGAAACCAAAGCUUUUCCUGAUGAAAUGGACUGACUAUAAUGAUUAACACUAAAACAGACCUUGCUGUUGAGAAAUGCUUGUCAUAGAGCAAACUCUGGACCGCUCUUCAGAUAAUCUCCUUAUUUCUCAAAACAAACCAUUUCUAGAGGGUUCUCCUUGCUAAUUAAUUCGAUGAAAUGGGUUUGUAAGAUUUUUUGAAAAUGUGUUGGUCAAAGAUUGGUAAAUCCAUAUGAAGAUUAACACUUAUUUCCAAACAUAUAAAUAUUAUACAAAGAAAAAGAAUGUCAUUGUAUUA
Ceratotherium simum simum (southern white rhinoceros) is the source of this 2439-nucleotide messenger RNA. RefSeq names its product solute carrier family 22 member 4 (gene SLC22A4). Gene Ontology annotation, cellular component: membrane. Gene Ontology annotation, biological process: transmembrane transport. Gene Ontology annotation, molecular function: transmembrane transporter activity. NCBI's taxonomy places the organism in Eukaryota, Metazoa, Chordata, Mammalia, Perissodactyla, Rhinocerotidae. The record is from RefSeq and is a predicted model, not a curated record.